Messenger RNA from Adineta ricciae, 4101 nucleotides. NCBI's taxonomy places the organism in Eukaryota, Metazoa, Rotifera, Eurotatoria, Adinetida, Adinetidae. The record is from the annotation of a GenBank genome assembly.
AUGGAUACAAAGUGCUUUGAUUUACGAUUUCAUGAUGAAACUAAUCGUCAACAAAUAAUAAAACCAGAUGAAAUCGAUUUGACGAAUGAAAAUAAAGUUCUUAUGUCAAAACUUUCAAUCGAUCAACGAAUUCUCAAUGGUAUCAAAGGUUCUUUAUUUGGAUUGGCCAUUGGUGAUGCACUUGGAGCUCAUGUUGAAUUUAAGCCACAAACUUAUUUAAAAGAAAAUCCUGUUAAAGACCUUCAAGGUGGUGGAACAUGGGGUUUAGAAAAAGGACAAUUCACUGAUGAUACAUCAAUGGCAAUCUGUUUAGCGAUUUCAUUAAUUGUUUGUCAAGAUUUUAUCCCAUAUGAUCAAUUAGUUCGUUAUAAAUGGUGGUAUCGACAUGGAUAUAUGUCAUCAACAGGACAAUGUUUUGACAUUGGAAUAGCAACGAGACAAUCAAUUCAAGAAUUUGAAUCGCGACAAAAGAAAUUUGCACAAGAAAAUCAAAUUGAUCUUGAUGAAAUCGAUCAAUUAAGUGAAAAUAAAGAAUUACUUGACAAAUUUAAUGCUAAUUGUAGUGACGAUGAAGCUGCAGGAAAUGGAGCUCUGAUGCGUCUUUCACCUGUUCCACUUUUCUUCUAUCAAAAUCCUUCGAAAGCCAUUGAAUAUUCAGGAAUAAGUGCAAAAAUAACACAUGGUGAUAAGAAGGCCAUUGAUUGUUGUCGUUAUUAUGCAGCUUUAAUUGUUGCUUCUCUUCAAGGUACUUUUACAAAAGAUGAAUUACUUCAUGGAGAUUUUUAUAAAAUUAAUCGAAAAUGGUUUGGAAAAGAAGAACUUCAUCCAGAUGUUUUAGAAGUCAUUUCGGGAUCAUUUAAAAAGGAAGGUGGAUAUGAUCAAGGAAUUCAAGGAAAAGGUUAUGUUAUCGAUGCACUUGAAGCUGCUUUAUGGGCUUUUUGGAGUGAUGAGGAUUCAUUUGAAAAAGGUGUUCUUCAAGCGAUUAAUCUUGGAGAUGAUACGGAUACAACAGCAGCUAUUUAUGGACAAUUAGCGGGUGCUUUCUAUGGAUACGACAAAUUAAAACCACAGAAAUGGCGUGAGGCACUUUAUGCAAAAGAAUUUCUUUUAUAUGUUUCAAAUUCUUUGGCUUUUUCUGGAGAUUUAUGGUACAAAAAUCAACAAAAGGAUAAUUUAACCAAAUUUAAAUUAAAUUUCAAACAUUCAUUUUUAGAUUCAACUAGAAAUUCUCUUCGGAGUUUAACUUCUCGUCAAUCCAUUGAACGAAAUCCGUCAAAGACCAUUGAAAGAAAAGUUAUUGAUUCUAAAGGUUCAAUUGGACAUUUUUACAAUGCUUUCAAUGAUUCACUUACAGAUUUCAAAGAAAAUUGUGCUGGUUACAUUCAAGAGGAAAAAUUCCCUUCAAAGAAAUGUUUUGUAAAACGAGGAAAUGAAAUCGAAUUACAAAAUCUUUUAGAAUUACUCGGAUUUGAUAAUGAACUUCGAUUGAGUUUAUUGUCUCAUCUCAUUUCAUCUUUAGGUAUUUCAUCAAUUGUUAAUUAUCCUUAUUUAGUUGAUGAAAAUACUCGUCUUGUCUAUUAUUCAUUAAUAACACAACGAACUUAUCUCAAUGAAAAUCAUUUCAAAUCAAUGAAAUCAACAAAUGAAUCAACACAUUUUAUCAAAGAAAUUUUAUAUGGAAUUGAAUUUCUUAUUCUUUUAAGAUUCAAUAGAGAUUCAAAGAAGUUUAUCGAUCCAUUACUCGACGAUUUCUGUCAAAGUCUGAAUAAAAACACAAAGUUGUCAAAUAAAUAUUCGAAUGAACAAAUAUCUUUAUUUUCUGUUUAUUCAAAUAUUCCUCUUUUAACUGAAAAACGAACAAUUCAACAAAUUUACGAUUCACUUCAAGAAAUUGAAUCGAACGUCGAUCGUCAUUGGCCAUUAACUUAUAUUCUUCAUCCGAUAAAAACAUCAAAAUCAAAUCUUUAUUAUCCAAUUCGACUAGAAACUUCGUUGAAAAUUGAAGAAUAUUUUCAACGUUUAUUAUUUGGAAAAAAGAUGUUUAAAACACUUAUUAAUUCUAAUACAGCGGAGAUUCUUGAACGUGAUCUUCCAGAACAAUUUAAUCUACAAAAAGAAAAAGUUUCUUUAUUAAAAAAAGAAUUUGAUGAGAAAAGAAUGGAAAUUGGAAAAUUAAUUUUGGAAGUUCGUCGAACAAAUGACUAUGAACAAAUAAAUCAUUAUGAAAUUCUUUCCGAAAAAUAUCAAACAAAUUUAAAAAGACAAAAUGAAGAUUUGUCAUUUCAUAUAACAACAUUAAAAGAAAAAAGUGAUUUUAUUAAUCAAUUGAUUCAACGAGGUUUUCAAUAUGUGAACGUUGAGAAAUAUUUUCAGUUUCAACAAAGAGAAACUGAUCAAUCAUUGGAAAAACAACUUGUUAAAGAGGAAUUUCAGAGAAUUCUUUGUUCAAAUGAUUCUUUAAAUGAAACCAAUUGGGCAAAAUUAAAUGAUUUAUUAAACGAAUUCAAUGAAAUGAAAAAGAAAGAUAAUCGAAUAAAACUUUUCUAUUUCGAUUUUACUUAUUCAAAAUUUCAUUUAAAUGAAAUAAAAAGAUUUCCAUUGAAUUCUUUCAAACCAAUUCUUUCUCAACCACGAGCAAUUUCUCAAUCAAAUCGUCGCGAAGAAAUUCUUCAUAUUUUAUUUCUUGGAAAAAUCCACUCAGGAAAAUCAACGUUAAUCAAUACAUUCGUGGAUUUUCUCAAAUCGAAAAAACGUCGAGAGAUUCAAAAAGAUUUUUCAAUCAAUAACCUUGUAAUUCCAUUUGUUCAUCUUAUCGAAAAUCAAUUUGAAGAACGACAAAUCCAAAUUGGUCCAAAAGAUUCCAAUGAAAAUUAUGAUAAAAAAGGCCAAUCAUUUACACAACAAUGUCGAUCUUAUUCAUUUCAUUUAGAAAAUAACCAACAAAUUUGUCUUAUUGAUACACCUGGAUUUGCAGAUCGACGUGGACAAGAACAUGAUGAGAGAAUAAUGCAACAUAUUUUAUCAGUUGUUAAUCGAUUAACACAUAUCAAUGCCAUUUGUUUGAUAAUUGAUUCAAAUGAAAAAGAUUUCAAUUCUUAUCAAAGACCUUUCGCUCAAUUGUUUAAUUAUUUUCAAGAAAAUAUUUUACAAAAUUUCUUUAUUUGUUUCACCAAAUGUCUUUCAAAUAAUCUUGAUGAGCGUCGUCAACAAUCGAUUAUCAAAUCUAUUUCACCAAAACUUCAAUCGAUUAAUCGAGAAAAUCUUUUUCAAUUUGAUAGUUCAUAUUUAAUUCAAACAGCAGCACAACAAUAUUUGGCAAAAGUUGAUCUUCAAAAUCAAUCAUAUGAACAAAGUCAGUCAAUGACAUUUGAACAAUGGAAAAGAUUUUUAAGUCAAAUUCGAAACAACACUAAUCAACGUUAUUUAAUUCAUCAUCAAGGUUUACAAAAUCAACAAAUUCUUCGCUCAGAAAUUAGACGAUUAAUUCGUCUAAUCUUUGAAAUAAUUCGACAUCUUCUUCGAAAUCAAAUUUUAUUUCAAUUCUCUUUGAGUUAUUCAAUUGAAAUUCGAUUUAAACCACUUGAUUUUAAUUAUGCAACAUGUUAUUCAUGUCAUCGACAAUCGAAACAAAUUGGACCUUUUUGGAUUGUCUUUGAUUCAACACAUCAAUUUUCCAAUAAAUGUGAUAUAUGUUCAUGUCCUCCCAAUCAACAUGUACCGAUUUCAUCUUAUUUAGAAUAUUAUCCAUCAGAUAAACCAUUCAAAUAUAUCCCAUCUGAUAUUCAAUCUUCUAUCGAAAACCUUCUUCGUGAAAGUGCAUAUUUAUCCAAUUGGCUCAUGAGAACAAGUCAACAGCAAAAUCCUGAAGAUUUGUUUUGUUUAUAUUUAGAGCGAAUGAUCAAAGAUGAACAUAAUGUUCUUGAAAAAAAACCCUAUAAUAAAUUCAAUGCCAAAUUAUACGAUCUUUUGAUUAGACUUCGAGAACAAUAUAUUCAACAUUAUGGGAAAGCCAAUACAUAUGAAUGGAAGGACCUCGAUGACAUUCAAAAUCGAAUUGAUAAGAUUCGAAACGAUCCAAUUCUAUCCGAGCAAUUUCAUUAG